AAGCUAUUUCAGCAUUUGAUGGAUUACAAAUUAAAACAAUGCACCUUCCAAUUGAUAUUCGUCUUACAGUUGAACAAGUAGUCAAAAUGAUUAAAGGAUUUCAACCUCGAGAAAUACUGUUCCCUCACAGAGCAGUAAAAAGUGCAGAUGACAUACGAAGACAAAUACCUUCUUCAUUGGUUACUUUGUACGAAUAUUUAGAUAUUGUUAAUAUCUCCAUAAAUUCACAGUAUAAGAGAACUUAUAUGGCAGAAGAUCUUGCAUCAGAAAUAUUUACAACAAACAUUGGUGAAACAAAGGUCGCUGCAUUAUAUGCAAAUCUCAAAACAUAUAAUAAUCAAUCUUCUUUGAUUCCUUCUACAAGCAGUCAAAUAUUAAAACAAACAUAUGUUAUCGGAAAUAUUAAUGUACCGAGCUUGAUAGAUAAACUAACUGAGCAGUUAUAUGGUUGUCUUAUUACGUUGGAUGAAGAUACAAAAACUGGGAAGUGCACGAUUUACGUUGAUUCUCCAAAGGUUAUAAUCUCUUUAGAUAGUAACAACAUUAAGAUUGAAACUAAAGAUAAUUAUACUAGAAAAUUGGUUUCGGAUGUUUUGAAUCAGCUACUGAUAGCAUUUUGA
Dentiscutata erythropus is the source of this 620-nucleotide messenger RNA. NCBI's taxonomy places the organism in Eukaryota, Fungi, Glomeromycota, Glomeromycetes, Diversisporales, Gigasporaceae. The record is from the annotation of a GenBank genome assembly.